Molecule: messenger RNA, 1026 nt
Organism: Chrysochloris asiatica (Cape golden mole)
Lineage: Eukaryota; Metazoa; Chordata; Mammalia; Afrosoricida; Chrysochloridae
Gene: MGME1
Product: mitochondrial genome maintenance exonuclease 1
Exons: 4
Coding region: 1-1026 (341 amino acids)
Biological process (GO): mitochondrial DNA replication
Cellular component (GO): mitochondrion
Molecular function (GO): single-stranded DNA exodeoxyribonuclease activity
Source: RefSeq, a predicted model, not a curated record
AUGAAGGCUCUUCAGACCAUUUGCAAGCAGCUCAGAAGUUCAAAGGGGUUCUCUGUAGAACCAGCCUCCUGUGUGGGGUUUUUCUCUACUUCUUUUUCAUAUAGACGGAAGAAAAAAGUAAACUCUUAUGAAGAAGUGGACCAAGAAAAAUACUCUGAUUUAGUACGGUCUGUCCUGUCCUUCAGAAGCCAGGCACAGACCCCAGAAUCACUGUUUGAAGAGGAUGUUUUUCUCUAUGGGCCUGUGAGUAAGUGUAAAUCCCCAAAGCAAGAUGACACAACAAAGACUCCAUCAAACUGGUUUCCUCUCUUCUACCCAGAGAAAAGAGUAAAAUCAAAUACAGCAAGUGAUCCUUCAAUUCCUCUGAAAAUCCCUUUGCAAAGAAAUAGGAUCCCAAGUGUGACCCGAAUCCUACAACAGACCAUGACACCUGAGCAGGUCUUCUAUUUGGAGAGGUGGAAACAGCGGAUGAUUCUAGAACUGGGAGAAGAUGGCUUUGCAGAAUAUACUUCAAACACAUUUUUACAAGGGAAGCAGUUCCAUGUAGCCCUGGAAAGCAUUCUUUCAUCCCAGGAGAGUUCAAAACAGAAAGAUGGAAAUCUGGAAUCUGGCUAUAUUGAAAGCGUCCAGCAUGUUCUGAAAGAUGUUACUGAAGUGCAAGUUCUUGAAAGUGCUGUUCAACAUGAAGCCCUAAAUUAUGUUGGUCUGCUGGACUGUGUAGCCAAGUAUCAGGGCAAACUGUGUGUGAUUGAUUGGAAGACAUCAGAGAAACCAAAACCUUUUAUCCGAAAUACUUUUGACAACCCAUUACAAGUUGUGGCAUACAUUGGUGCCAUAAAUCAUGAUGCCAACUAUAGCUUUCAGGUUCAUUGUGGCUUAAUUGUGGUUGCCUACAAAGAUGGGUCUCCUGCCCAUCCACACUUCAUGGACACAGAACUCUGUUCCCAGUACUGGUCCAAGUGGCUUCUUCGACUGAAAGAAUACACCGAGAAGGAAAAGAACCCAAAUAUUCAGAAACCACAUUAG